Chinchilla lanigera (long-tailed chinchilla) is the source of this 1610-nucleotide messenger RNA. RefSeq names its product ancient ubiquitous protein 1 (gene Aup1). The transcript is spliced from 12 exons. Lineage: Eukaryota; Metazoa; Chordata; Mammalia; Rodentia; Chinchillidae. Gene Ontology annotation, cellular component: membrane. The record is from RefSeq and is a predicted model, not a curated record. Gene Ontology annotation, molecular function: ubiquitin binding. Bases 24 to 1466 code for a protein of 480 amino acids.
ACCAGCUCCGCCCCGUCCCGCGAAUGCUGGGAAUUGUGGUCUCCGCCGGACGCGAGUUGUCAGGCGCCCCGGGGCCGCAGGGCAUGCUGGGUCCGCUAGCCCUUCCGGGGCGCCUCCGGACUUCGGGUCACGGCACCUUGGCGGAUGCCCAAAGUCUCAGCCUUCCCAGGAGCCCCUGCGGCCCGGCGCGAAGAUGGCGGCGGCGGCGGCCGGGCGCGCCUAAAACAGCUGUGAUGGAGCCUUCCCCGGCACCCGGGCCGGAGCGGCUCUUUGACUCGCACCGGCUCCCGGGUGACGGCUUCCUGCUCCUCGCGCUGCUGCUCUACGCGCCGGUCGGCUUCUGCCUCCUAGUGCUGCGCCUCUUUCUUGGGAUCCACGUCUUCCUGGUUAGCUGCGCGCUGCCUGACAGUGUUUUCCGCAGGUUCGUGGUGCGGACCAUGUGUGCGGUGCUGGGGCUUGUGGCGCGCCAGGAAGCCUCCGAGCUCCGCGAUCCCCGCGUCAGGGUCCUCGUUUCCAACCACGUGACGCCUUUUGACCACAACGUAGUCAACCUGCUCACCACCUGUAGCACCCCUCUACUCAAUAGCCCUCCCAGCUUUGUGUGUUGGUCUCGGGGCUUCAUGGAGAUGGACAGGCGGGUGGAGUUGGUGGAGUCGCUCAAGAGAUUCUGUGCCUCCACGAGGCUUCCCCCCACCCCUCUGCUGCUCUUCCCCGAGGAGGAGGCCACCAAUGGCCGGGAGGGCCUCCUGCGCUUCAGUUCCUGGCCGUUUUCUAUUCAGGAUGUGGUACAACCUCUUACCCUGCAAGUUCAGAGACCCUUAGUUUCUGUGACGGUGUCAGAUGCUUCCUGGGUCUCAGAACUGCUGUGGUCACUUUUCGUCCCUUUCACGGUGUAUCAAGUAAGGUGGCUUCAUCCUGUUCGUCGCCAGCUGGGAGAGGAGAAUGAGGAGUUUGCGCUCCGCGUACAACAGCUGGUGGCCAAGGAAUUGGGCCAGACAGGGACACGGCUUACUCCAGCUGACAAAGCAGAACACAUGAAGCGACAAAGACACCCCAGGUCGCGCCCCCAGUUAGCCCAUUCUUCUUUCCCUCCCUCUCCUGGCCCUCCUCCUGAUGCGCAGUUGGCCACGCUGGCUCAGAGAGUCAAGGAGGUUUUGCCUCAUGUGCCAUUGGGUGUCAUCCAGAGAGACCUGGCCAGGACUGGCUGUGUAGACUUGACCAUCACUAACUUGCUUGAGGGGGCUGUAGCUUUCAUGCCCGAAGACAUCACAGAGGGAACCCAGUCCCUGCCCACAGCCUCUGCCCCAAAGUUCCCCAGCUCUGGCCUGGUGACCCCUCAGCCCACAGCCCUAACAUUUGCCAAGUCUUCCUGGGCCCGUCAGGAGAGCCUGCAGGAGCGAAAACAGGCUCUGUAUGAAUAUGCAAGAAGGAGAUUCAGAGAGAGACAGGCCCUGGAGGCUGACUGAGCCCAAAGGAUGGUACCCAGAGCCGCAGGACGGAGACUGGGGGCAGCCCUCACCCAACUAAAAAAAGGCCGGAUGAGUGGGUGGUAAAAAAAGGGAGGGAUGGGGCUCCCCCAAUCUCACAUUAAAUACAGGGUUUUCACUCAA